Penicillium macrosclerotiorum is the source of this 564-nucleotide messenger RNA. RefSeq names its product alcohol dehydrogenase. Lineage: Eukaryota; Fungi; Ascomycota; Eurotiomycetes; Eurotiales; Aspergillaceae. The transcript has 3 exons. The record is from RefSeq and is a predicted model, not a curated record. The coding region runs from base 1 to 564 and encodes 187 amino acids.
AUGGAUAUUCCUUUGACUCAAAUCGCGGCUGCUAUUCCCCCAGGUGGGGCGUCUGGAUCCUUCAAGAUACAAAUCAACCACAAACAUCCCGUGCCACUUCCAUGUGACGGUGAAGUAUUGGUAAAACUUGAGUAUUCCGGAGUGUGUCAUACAGACGUGCAUAGUAUUCGAGGUGACACCCCAAUGUUGACUGAUGUCGCUGGCCAUGAGGGAGUGGGGACAAUUGUUGCAGGUAUUAAAAGAGGCUUCAUAAUUGAACUGAUGUUAGUAUAUCAAUGUGGCUGGAUGCCUCAGUUCGGCUUUGAUGGGUCAGCACUGAUUUAUGUCCCUUUGACCAGAUGGCUAUACAGCUCUUGUCUGGAAUGCGAAAUUUGUGCAAUCAAUCAUACAGCCUGUCCUUACCAGCAGAAUGCUGGAGCACUACACCAACAAGUGAUAAUGCACUGCCGAGGUCAACGUCUGCUUGAUUUGUUACUGAUGUCUCUCUUGAUGGGAAGAAUGUUCCGGGUACCUUUCAGCGUGAGCAGUGCUACUUUCAUCGUGCAAUUUAAUGCUCAGCACUAA